Molecule: messenger RNA, 803 nt
Organism: Dalotia coriaria
Lineage: Eukaryota; Metazoa; Arthropoda; Insecta; Coleoptera; Staphylinidae
Product: paramyosin, short form-like
Exons: 1
Coding region: 84-803 (239 amino acids)
Source: RefSeq, a predicted model, not a curated record
CAAAUGAUAUGCUUGAAUUAAAUCGAUCAAUCUUCCGCGCGCGACUGCUUUCUCCGUGCGCAAACCAUCGUUUUUAAACGAAAAUGCUGCGUUGCGGUGCUGGCGUAAAAGUGUCCGACGUUGAUGCCAGCGAUAGGCUGUUACUUUCUGGCCCACGGAGGAGUAAAAAACCCCUGCCCCCCUUGGACAAUUGGCUCGAGGAUCUAGACCUAGAGCGUUAUCUGCCAAGUAAAGUCUAUAGCGAAGAGGAUCUGAGCUCAGUAGUGCGACGAGUGGGUCGAGACGCGGGCAAGUACUACCUCCCUCCGAAACCCAAGACAAAACUUGAUCGUCAGUUGGAUACUUGUGGGCAGUCCGCUGAUUUGUGGCACAUCACUCAAACCCAGGCAGAGAUGCGUCGUAAGCGCGAAACCGUUAGAAACAUGAAGGUCCUCAAGAGUCGUAUCUCGGAUGAGAUUAUCGAUUAUGAUCCAGACCUAGACAAACGCGUUGCUGAACAACUAAAAUAUCAGGCAAAGUUCCUCAAGGGCAAAUCCGCCAAGGCCAUCGAAAAACAACUGCUCACUGAAAGCAACAGAAACAUUCAAACGGGUUCGGGUAUGGAUCUGGUUAAAUUUGAUCUUAGCCAAGGGUCAACUGUGGACCAAGUAAGAAAGCACAACGUAUCCGCGCAUGCGAGUCUCAUGUGUCAAAGAUUGGAAGCCGAAGUGGACAAUAGUUUCAUGGCCCCGUUGGAAAGCCUAAACGCCGAUCUAAAGUCGUUCGACAAGAAGAGCACCACGUACUUCAUGGCGAAAAGGUGA